CCUGUUCUGCUUCCUGUUUGAUAGUCUUUCUAAACAGGUUAGCAUGGUUAGCAUGCUUUUCGUAGCUGUUUGCAGAGGGAAGAAUGGGGAAAGUUGUCUAUAGGUGUGUUGAAUGUAAUGAAAAAGCGACGGAGCUGCACAGGGACUACAGCAACGGGAUCCUGAAGAUAACUAUAUGUGAGUCUUGCCAGAAGCCAGUGGACAAGUACAUAGAAUAUGAUCCAGUUAUCAUCCUGAUUGAUGCCAUUUUGUGCAAGACGCAGGCUUUCAGACACAUUUUGUUCAACACAAGCUUGGACAUCCACUGGAAGUUGUGUGUGUUCUGCCUGCUGUGUGAGGCCUACCUCAGGUGGUCUUCACUCCAUGGCUCUGAGCAGAGCAGCGACCCCGCUGACAUCAUCAGGUACACCAAGGAAUGGGAGUUCUACGGCAUGUUUGGAUUGGCUGCCCUCGAGCUGUCAGCGUUCUGCUGCAGCGUGCUGUGGUUCCUCUGGGUGGUGGUGGGUCGUCUUCAGGGUAGGACCGUAGAGCUCAGCCUGCUCCUCAGAGCCCUGCUGCUGUCCUGCUACGGCAAGGUCCUCCUCAUCCCUGCUGUCAUCUGGGAGCACGACUACUCCCCGCUCUGUCUGGGCUUCAUCAAGCUGUUUGUGCUCACCUCAAACUCACAGGCUAUCAGAGUGAUCUUGAACAGCAGCAGACGUGUGUCGCUGAUGGCUGUGUGUGUAGGCCUGCUGUCAGAGACCUGCAUGGCUCAGGCUGUUACCAGGCUUCCAUGGAGCAUCCAGGACGUGAUGACAUUUGACUGAAUGUCAUCAGACUCAGACAUGUGUCAGUUAUCUCAGGGACAAACAAGUGAUGGAGGAUGCUAAAACCAACUUGUGAGGCAAUGAACCUUCAUAACAUAAACAGUAGAAAACAUGCUGCAUGGUGACACUGGCCAAAUGAAAAGCCUGUAUGAACUGGUUGCAGAUUGAGUCAGUGUGACACUGCUCAGUCGCAGGCAGAACGCAGCAGAAGAGAUAUUUAUUUCUAAGAAAAUGUUAGAGAUGCUUUUAACUUACAAGGGACAUAGAAAGGCAGCAAAGACUUAAGUAGUUGAGAAAAGAGAAAAAAAAAAAAAAACAUCUGUUGUUUGGAAGGAUACAGAGGAAGUGCCAGUGGCUCUCAUCUUGUUUUUCAGUUUGGUUUUUAAUAUGGAAAACACGCUCCCAAGUUGAAAUUCCAAGAACAGCUUACUUUACACAGAAAGCCCAAGAGAAGGAGGUACAGCCAUGGGAAUGUCCGCUGAUCUAAAUUACUGUUACACGUGCUCUAAUUCCAGUGCUGCUCUCUAAAGAAUGACACAAACACAGACCCUGAGGUUGUAAUUUGACAAUAACCACUUCUCUGUUUGGACAAGACGCAGCCAACACUCCGCAUUCUUCAGCUCAUUGCUGAAAUUUUUACCUUAAUUCACACAUGUACACACACACACACACAGAUAAACAUAAACACACAUGGUGGAAAUGUGAGAAGACAUAAGUUGAUAAGUGCUGUAUUACUGACUUUCACAUUGUUUAUUUCUGUGCUAAAAGAUUAUAAACUGUAUGUGCCAAUGUGAUAGACGUAGAGCUGCAACUAACGAUUAUUUUCAUUUUUGGAAUAAUCUGUUGAUUAUUUUCUUGAUUAAUCCAUUAGUUGUUU
Molecule: messenger RNA, 1683 nt
Organism: Thunnus maccoyii (southern bluefin tuna)
Lineage: Eukaryota; Metazoa; Chordata; Actinopteri; Scombriformes; Scombridae
Gene: arv1
Product: ARV1 homolog, fatty acid homeostasis modulator
Exons: 5
Coding region: 84-806 (240 amino acids)
Biological process (GO): sterol metabolic process; regulation of plasma membrane sterol distribution; sphingolipid metabolic process
Cellular component (GO): Golgi apparatus; cortical endoplasmic reticulum
Source: RefSeq, a predicted model, not a curated record